Messenger RNA from Arabidopsis thaliana (thale cress), 1510 nucleotides. Its product is annotated as catalytic/ metal ion binding / metalloendopeptidase/ zinc ion binding protein. Gene Ontology annotation, molecular function: metal ion binding. The coding region runs from base 643 to 1410 and encodes 255 amino acids. The record is from RefSeq and is marked reviewed. NCBI's taxonomy places the organism in Eukaryota, Viridiplantae, Streptophyta, Magnoliopsida, Brassicales, Brassicaceae. The transcript has 9 exons.
AAAAGAUUCAGCUAAAGUAAUCCAACAGCGAUGGCGAUUGAGAACGCCGCGGCGGCGUCUGGUGAAUGUGGCGUGAUACUAAAGGCACGUACGGACAAGAGAGAGUAUAGGAGGAUUGUACUCAAAAAUUCGCUCGAGGUGUUGUUAAUCAGCGACCCAGAGACCCAGAGACCUUGUUCUAGUUUUACUGAUGAUAAAAAUCAUGACGAUUCCUUCUUUGCCUUUUUUGCUUUUUAGUGUGCUGCUUCAAUGAACGUUAGCGUUGGGUCGUUCUCGGACCCGGACGGAUUGGAAGGCCUAGCUCAUUUCUUUUUUUCUAUAAAUGUAGAUCAGUUUAGUGCUUCUCUUCUCUUUGGUGGUUGUGUUUUUAUACUGGUACUAGGUUCUUGUGAAGGCUGUUCCUAUAAAGCAGGGUCAUAAUCUUACUGUUUCGUGGCCUGUGACUCCUAGCAUCCAUCAUUAUGAAGAAGCCCAUGCACGUACGUUGGUCAUCUAAUUGGUCAUGAAGGCAAAGGAAGUUUGUUUCUUGCGUUGAAAAUCUUGGGUUGGGCAACGGGACUGUAUGCUGGCGAACCAGACUGGACUGUAGAGUAUUCUUUCUUCAAUGUUUCGAUUAAUCUUACUGAUGCUUGCCAUGAGCAUAUGAAAGAUAUUUUAGGGUUGUUGUUCAGACAAAUUAAGCUUUUACAACAGUCUGGUGUUUCCCAGUGGAUUUUUGACGAGCUCUCAGCUAUUUUUGAGGCAGAGUUUCAUUAUCAAGCCAAAAUAGACCCAAUUUCCUAUGCAGUGAAUAUUUCAUCAAACAUGACGAAUCUUUUGGGAAUCAAAUACGAAGGGCAAACUGACAAGGUUGAGCCAUGGUAUAACACUGCUGAGAAGAUAAUCAAAUUCACCAUUCAGAUGGAUUUUAACUGCCCCCUUGCAGUCAGCUCUCCCGCCACUGUAGUUCUUUCAAACAGUUCUGUUUGGUUGCUGGUGGACUAUUUGAAUGAAUAUGCUUAUUAUGCUCAGGCUGCUCGUCUUCACUAUGGAUUAAGUCUUUCGGACAAUGGUUUUGAGCUCUCUCUUACUGGCUUUAAUCACAAAUUGAGGAUCUUGCUUGAAGCUGUCAUUCAAAAGAUGGCAAACUUCCAAGUUAAACCUGACAGGUUUUCCGUUGUCAAGGUGACUGUACUGAGAGAGCUAAAGAAGGAAGAAUUGAUCAAUUUCUUUGACGAAUACACAAAAGUUGGCGCACCAAAGAGGAAAUCGCUGAGUGUAUGCGUUUACGGAAACCAACAUUUAAAGGAAAUGUCAUCUGACAAAGACAAAGUCGUAUCAACAUCCAUAGAGAUCGAAGACAUUGUUGGUUUCAGAAACUCUCAACCUCUUUAUGCAUCGUUGAAAGGAUGUAGCCAGCUGAAACUGUGAUGAGGUCCCAACACUUUUAAAGUAUAUACACAAACAAACAUUCAUUCAUAUACCAAACGACAUUUUAUACUAGAAUCUGUAUUAGAAAACAGAGUUUUAU